Molecule: messenger RNA, 1867 nt
Organism: Ricinus communis (castor bean)
Lineage: Eukaryota; Viridiplantae; Streptophyta; Magnoliopsida; Malpighiales; Euphorbiaceae
Exons: 6
Coding region: 423-1619 (398 amino acids)
Biological process (GO): endoplasmic reticulum tubular network organization
Cellular component (GO): endoplasmic reticulum tubular network
Source: RefSeq, a predicted model, not a curated record
CGGUACACGGAGAUAGAUUAAUUGAGGGACAGGAAACAGUGAAAAUGGGGAAUGAGUAGGGUCCAAGUCUGAUGAAUGAUGAGAAAUUAAAAUGGGGAAAUGGGUUGGUUAUGGUUUUAGUGAAGUUUUGUAUUGAGAGAGCGAGUGCCUCCGUGUGCGUGCAAUAAAUAAAAAGAAGAACAGAGAAUUAAUCAUCAUCGCUCGGUUUACGCGUUCCCUCCUCCUCCGCCUCCUCAACUCCAUAGUCUCGGAAUUUGAUUGUGAGUAGAUCUCUCUAUCGAAAGAGGCAAAAAGGAGCUCCUGCUACUACCCGGCCGAUUUCCUAGAUUUAUUGACGCUCCUCUCGGGGUUGAAAACCAGUCGGCUUGCCUUUUCUGUUCUGUUCUUCAGUAGUAGUAGAAGAAGAAGACGAGUUUAUAAAAAUGGCUGAGGAUAAAGGCAUAGCAGAGAAUAACAAGAAUGAGCAGCCCAGUGUAGUGGUUAAAAAGAAGCGCAAGGGUUUUAUGUCUCGAAUCUGGAACGGCAUUUUUAGACUUCAUGGUGACGAUUUUGAGAAGAGGCUGCAAAACAUUUCUAAGGAAGAAGCUGCUGUUUUAUCUAGAAUGAAAAAGAGAUCCCUUACUUGGAGGAAGAUGACUAGGCAUCUCAUUAUUUUCUCUGUCAUUUUUGAGGUAAUUGCAGUAUGUUAUGCCAUCAUGACAACGAGAUCAAUGGAUUUGAAUUGGAAGAUGAGGGCAUUCCGAGUUUUGCCAAUGUUUCUUUUGCCUGCUUUGUCAUCUAUUGCUUAUUCAGCAUUUGUAAGCUUUACAAGGAUGUGUGAUCGCAAAGACCAGAAAACUCUAGAAAGGCUCCGGGCUGAACGGCAAGCCAAAAUUGAUGAACUUAAAGAGAAGACAAAUUACUAUACUACACAGCAACUCAUUCAGAGAUAUGAUCCUGAUCCAGCUGCAAAGGCAGCUGCAGCAACUGUUCUUGCGUCUAAGUUGGGUGCAGACUCUGGCUUGAAAGUUUAUGUGGGAGAUGAAGCUAAGCUUAAUACUCCAACAGGGAAGAGUAAUGAUGUUGAGUAUGCGCAAGCUAGUGGGCUUCGAAAUAGAAAGCAGGUGCAAACUAGAUCCAGUAGUGCAGGGAGUUCUCCAGUACAUCAUUCUAAUGAAGAAAUUAUAUGUUCUCCACAAAGCGAAGGUCUUGAAACUUCUGAGCAUAAUCAACUUGUUGUUGAGCAUCAUAAUCCACAGGCUUCUACUAUGCACGAUGGGGGAUGGAUUGCUCGAUUAGCGGCAUUACUUGUGGGUGAGGAUCCUACACAAUCCUACGCACUAAUAUGUGGCAAUUGUCGAAUGCACAAUGGGCUUGCUAGGAAGGAGGAUUUUCCAUACAUUACUUACUACUGUCCACACUGCCAUGCCCUGAAUCAGCCGAAACAAUUGGAACAACGAGGUUCUGGUUCUAAUUCCCCCAUUUUGGGUGGUUUAAAAGACGGGGGAAAUGCUGUAGUAGUCAACAAUGCCAGCAACCCAAUGGGCGAUAGUACUGUCCCAAGCAAGAGCCCUGCUACAGCUGAUUCCGAGAUUAGGGAAGUAACUGAAAGACUAGUAGCUGGGGAUUUGUCUAGUUAAUAUAUAACCUAGUGUGAGCCUGUCAUUAGUGUGUUAGGUCCGGGUGCCUUUCUAUGUGUUGGAUUUGUAAUAGGUAUGCUUGAGUGUUCGUGUAAUGCUUGAGAUUUGGUGGGUGAUUUCUUUCUGUACUUUACAAUAUACAAAUAGAUCAUGGCUCAAUUGUAAUAGUGGAAAUUAUUUACUCUUUUUGACAAUUCUUUUUGUAAACGCUAACGCCACAUAUAAGGUGAAAAUUCUUUUCGGAUUGA